UUGAAUUGUAAGCCUAAGAGCGGCGGUUAGGAGGCAUGCAGCCAGUGACUCCGGGUCCGAGGGACUGAGUCCAAGCACUCCCUUCCCUGCCCUCCUCCAGCCUCCCCCGGCUCGGCUCUCUCAUCUGACCCUCUCCCUUCCCCCGGACUGCCCCGUGCCCUCCAGACCGCAGGCUGGACCAUGAGACCAGGUCGCCGCAAAUCCACCCCAAAGAGGCGCCCCGGGAUCCCGUCUCAGCCCCGCGCCUCCACCACGCCCCCCGCAGGCUCUUCUCGCCGCCGCCGCCGCUUUCCCGGCGGACCAAGCCAUCGAAUUCUUAGGGAGAUCCGCAAGCUGCAGAAAAGCACGAACCUGCUGAUCAGGAAGGCACCCUUUGGUCGACUAGUUAGAGAAAUAUGCCUCCGAUAUACUCGAGGAGUGGACUUUUAUUGGCAAUCUCAGGCCCUACUGGCCCUACAGGAGGCAGCAGAAGCAUUUAUAACUCAUUUAUUUGAAGAUGCCUACCUCCUCGCCAUACAUGCCCGGAGGGUAACCCUGUAUCCCAAAGAUAUUCAACUGGCCAGAAGAAUCCGAGGUUUGCAGGAAGGACUAGGCUAAAUACUUGAGUAUAAUGGACCUUUAAAUCAAGAGUUAAAAAUUUAAUUCCUUUCUAUUUCUCCAACCACUUGAGUUCCCAGUCUGGAGUUGCCACUUACCAUCUUCAACACCUUGUCAUCGUACCCAUCUCUUGGGCACAGUUCUCUGGAGAAUCGUGGAUUGUUCCUUUAUACAAAAUUUAAAUAAAAUGUUUUUAAUUAAGGA
Messenger RNA from Vombatus ursinus (common wombat), 801 nucleotides. It is a transcript of the gene CENPA, whose product is annotated as centromere protein A. The record is from RefSeq and is a predicted model, not a curated record. The transcript has 5 exons. The coding region runs from base 181 to 597 and encodes 138 amino acids. Gene Ontology annotation, cellular component: nucleosome. Lineage: Eukaryota; Metazoa; Chordata; Mammalia; Diprotodontia; Vombatidae. Gene Ontology annotation, molecular function: structural constituent of chromatin; DNA binding; protein heterodimerization activity.